This is a messenger RNA of Trematomus bernacchii (emerald rockcod), 1531 nucleotides long. RefSeq names its product vascular endothelial zinc finger 1-like. The coding region runs from base 53 to 1435 and encodes 460 amino acids. Gene Ontology annotation, biological process: regulation of transcription by RNA polymerase II. The transcript has 5 exons. Lineage: Eukaryota; Metazoa; Chordata; Actinopteri; Perciformes; Nototheniidae. Gene Ontology annotation, molecular function: RNA polymerase II cis-regulatory region sequence-specific DNA binding; DNA-binding transcription factor activity. The record is from RefSeq and is a predicted model, not a curated record.
UGCUUUGUUGUAGGCUUCUACAAGGUUUCCUACAGAAUUAGUAAGUGUGGAAAUGGAGCCGAGCUGGAGUACGUUUCUUUUUCAACAGGCCAAUGAAGCCCUCCACCACCAGCAUCAUGUGGCCCAGAACAGCCUGCUGCCACUUCUCAAUGCAGGAGUCGAACAAAUUGACCAGAAGCCUAUCCUGCCCAUCCACAUAGAACAGAAGCCCCCGACCAGCGCUGCAGAACUCCUUAAAGACAAUGUGGCCAGCGGAGGAGGCGGGCGGCCACAAGUUCCCGUCAUUAAGAAGGAACACAAAGGCAAGACGCCGUUCGUCUGUGGCUACUGCAACAAGGCCUUCCGCGACAGCUACCACCUGCGGCGCCAUGAGUCCAGCCACACUGGCAUCAAGAUGGUGUCGCGGCCAAAGAAGACCGCCAACCAGUCAGCCCCAACCAUGGUACCCAUGAUCUCCACCAUGUCACGAGACCACAACGGCCACCCCUCCUACAUCUCCACGGUGGCGGGAAUCCUCUCCACGGCGACCACCUCGGUUUCCUCGGGCGCGAGCAUCAUGACGUCGUCGGCAAUGGGCAACAUGCAGCAGCAAAACACCCCCAAGAAACCCGCCAAACCGGUCAAGAAGAACCACGGGUGUGAGAUGUGCGGCAAGGCCUUUCGCGAUGUCUACCACCUGAACCGCCACAAGCUGUCCCACUCGGACGAGAAGCCUUUCGAGUGCCCCAUCUGCCAGCAACGCUUUAAGAGGAAGGACCGCAUGACCUACCACGUUCGCUCUCAUGACGGGGGGGUCCACAAGCCUUACGUUUGUUCAGUGUGUGGGAAAGGCUUUUCCAGGCCAGACCACUUGAGCUGCCAUGUGAAGCAUGUGCAUUCCUCAGAAAGACCGUUCAAAUGUCAAGUAACGGCCUGUACCUCUGCUUUUGCCACCAAAGACAGACUGCGCUCCCACAUGAUCAGACAUGAGGGCAAGGUGACCUGCAGCAUCUGUGGGAAGAUGCUGAGUGCAGCGUACAUCACCAGCCAUCUGAAGACUCACGGACAGACCAACUUCAACUCCUGUAACAAAGAGGGUAACGGAGUCUGCAACUCUAACUCGGCUACACCCGUGACCAUCUCUGCCCCCAUCACCUCUUCGAUGAACCGGGGCCACUCCAACCACCCAGUCACCAUCGCGGCUCAAAUGAACAUAAGCACCAACACGGUGAACGUGAUGUCUGCGAUGGGCCUCCAGCACCCGGUCACCAUCAGCGGGCCCGUCAACAUCUCCUCCCUCAACAUCCCCACAUCGGGGGCAAUGAAUAUCGCCCACCCGGUCGCCCUAACGACCGCCAUGUCCAUGAAUAUGGGUGGUCCGCUCAACAUCGCCAUGAGAUCAAUGGAUAGCAUGCCUUUUCUGUCCCAAGUCUUGCCUUCUUCCCCACCCUGGUAACGUGGAGGGUGUUGAACUGGGCCAGAAAGAAAGGGAAAAUGAAGUUAAACAAGAGACUCCUGUCCUCCCCCCAACCCCUACACCCCUCCAUUAUGU